Molecule: messenger RNA, 1491 nt
Organism: Sphenostylis stenocarpa
Lineage: Eukaryota; Viridiplantae; Streptophyta; Magnoliopsida; Fabales; Fabaceae
Source: the annotation of a GenBank genome assembly
AUGAAAGAGGAGAUAGAUAAGAUGGAAGAAAGUCCCAAUUCAGAUGGCACAACAACACCUCUACUAAGGGUAACUGAUGAUGGAAAAGAAAACACAAUACCCCAAGUUAGGGGGUGGUUGAAUAGAGUGUUGGACAUGGAAGAGGCCAAGAAUCAACUCUUGUUUUCACUUCCAAUGAUUCUUACUAACAUGUUCUAUUACUUUAUCACUUCGGUUUCUGUCAUGCUAGUUGGUCACCUCGGAGAUCUUCAGCUUGCUGGUGCUACUCUAGCAAACUCAUGGUUCAAUGUUACUGGCUCUGCAGUCAUGGUUGGUUUGAGUGGGGCACUAGAAACACUGUGUGGGCAAGGAUUUGGCGCAAAGGAAUACCAAGUGUUGGGAAUUUACCUACAAGCCUCUUGCAUCAUAUCUCUUAUUUUUUCCAUCAUUAUAUCCAUUAUUUUGUUCUAUACAGAACCAAUCCUGGUGUUGCUUCAUCAAUCUCAGGACAUCGCAAGAACAACUGCUCUUUAUAUGAAGUUUCUGAUCCCAGGAUUAUUUGCAUAUAGCUUCUUGCAAAAUAUCCUGAGGUUUCUCCAGACACAAUCUGUGGUAAUGCCAUUGGUUGCACUUUCAGCUCUUCCAUUGUUGAUUCAUAUUGGUAUUGCAUAUGCCUUGGUUCAGUGGUCAGGUCUGAGUUUUAAAGGUGCACCAGUUGCAGCUUCUAUUUCACAAUGGAUAUCAAUGCUAUUAUUGGCCUUGUAUGUCAUGUAUGCUAAGAAGUUCAAGCAGACAUGGCAAGGAUUUUCAAUGCAUUCAUUCCAUUAUGUAAUCACAAACAUGAAACUAGCUCUGCCAUCUGCUGCAAUGGUAUGUUUGGAGUAUUGGGCUUUUGAAGUUCUGGUUUUCUUAGGUGGUCUACUGCCCGACUCACAGAUAACAACUUCGUUGGUGGCAAUAUGUUUAAACACACAAUUCAUUGCAUACAUGAUCCCUGUUGGUCUCGGUGCGGCUGCAAGCACAAGAGUAUCCAAUGAAUUGGGAGCAGGCAAUCCAGAAGGAGCUAAACAUGCAAUGAAUGUCACUGUCAAGCUCUCUUUCCUCCUUAGUUUCUGUUUUGCUUUGGCACUUGGAUUUGGACACAAUAUCUGGAUUCAGCUUUUCAGUGAUAGUUCUAAAAUUAAAGAUGAGUUUACUUCAGUAACACCCUUGCUUGCCAUUUCCAUAGUCCUAGAUGCUGUCCAAGGUGUCAUGCAAGGGGCAGCUAGAGGAUGUGGCCUGCAACACUCCACUGCAUAUAUUAACCUUGCAACUUUUUAUCUUGUUGGUUUACCAAUAUCGUGUCUCCUGGGAUUUAAGACCAAUUUGCAGUACAAGGGUUUAUGGAUUGGUCUGAUUUGUGGGCUGCUAUGUCAAGCUGGAGCUCUCUUCCUUUUCUUAAGGCGUGCCAAAUGGACUAAAUUGGAUCUUCACAGAGACGAAGAUAAAGACCGUCAUCCUCUAGUUGAUUAA